Messenger RNA from Melampsora larici-populina 98AG31, 1143 nucleotides. RefSeq lists its product as uncharacterized. Lineage: Eukaryota; Fungi; Basidiomycota; Pucciniomycetes; Pucciniales; Melampsoraceae. The coding region runs from base 48 to 620 and encodes 190 amino acids. Gene Ontology annotation, molecular function: calcium ion binding. The record is from RefSeq and is a predicted model, not a curated record. Gene Ontology annotation, cellular component: intracellular membrane-bounded organelle; membrane; cytosol. The transcript is spliced from 8 exons.
UCAUUAACUUACUAUUCCCUUCAUCGAUCUUCUUCACUUUAGUAAAAAUGGGUAAAUCUCAAUCAAAGUUAUCACCUGACCAACUUCUCGAACUUCAAAAGAGUACAUAUUUCGAUAAAAAAGAACUACAACAAUGGUACAAAGGAUUUCUCAAGGAUUGCCCAAGUGGUGUACUAGACAAACAAGAAUUUGCCAGGAUUUAUAAGCAAUUCUUUCCAUUUGGUGAUCCAGGACAAUUUGCUGAUUUUGUUUUCAAUGUAUUUGAUGAAAAUAAGAAUGGAACAAUCGAUUUCAAAGAAUUCAUUUGUGCUCUCUCAGUCACUUCACGUGGUCAAUUAGAUGAAAAGCUGAAAUGGGCCUUUCAGCUAUACGAUAUUGAUGGUGAUGGUUACAUUAGUUACGAAGAGAUGCUGCAAAUCGUUCGGUCAAUCUACAAAAUGACAGGACAAAUGGUCAAAUUACCUGCAGAUGAGGAUACGCCGGAGAAGCGAGUCGAUAAAAUCUUCCGAAUGAUGGAUCACAAUCGAGAUCAUAAACUCACGUACGAGGAAUUCAAGGAAGGAAGUAAACAGGAUCCGACAAUUGUUCAGGCCUUAUCGCUUUAUGACGGGCUCGUUUGAGCAACUUCAUCUGAGCGAUUGGGGUUUAUGUAGGAUGUCAUGAAUACACCGCGACAUGGUUUGUUCUUUCGACUUUUUGAUUCCGAGUCGAAAUCAAUCAGGCACUGGAUAUCCUACCGAGACGAAAUCAUUAAAAAAUAUGUUAUAUUGGGCAAGUCUUUCGAGCAAGGUCUACCAAAUCUUGAAACAGCUCAAUUGCCUUACUAGUCAUCCUUCAACAUCUUUUGCCCCUUUGGUCCUCAAUUCAUUUAGUAAUCGUGUACUGUUAAACAUGGUGGAUAUGGAUAUUUUACUAUCUUGAUCUCGUCUUCUAUCUCGUCUUGUUCCCACUGUUUGCUUUGUUUUGUUUUUUUUGAAAACCCCAGUGGAUUCUUUGUUCUUCUUUUUUUCUUUGUAUUUCACUUUUCUGAUUCCCCCAUUCCUUUGUGCGCGCGCGUGUGUGUAGGUAAGUUGGUAUGGAUUUCUGCGUGUAGGAUAAAUGAAUUGAAGAACAUGUGCAACAAAGAUCAUUCGCUGUCCUUGU